AUGAGUGAAAUGCCUUCAUUUAUAAAAACUAGUAAAUGUAACCACAAUUUUUGUUCUGUACCUGUGUUAAAAGUCACAUCUACACAGCUUUCAUUAAAUGUGUACGAUGGUCGAAUAAAUAUAGCAAAUGAUCUGCAAGAAUAUAUAAAGGACUCUGAAGAAAAUUGCUCUUUCUGUGGAAAUAAAAGAAGUAUAACAGUGGAAUCUACAACACAUAUAAUUAUCGAAUUGAACUCGAUUCCUUCAGAUCUAGAAGCAUCAACUAGCACGGGAAAUAUUGAGAGUGUUCCACUUCAUUUAAUAAAACAAAACUACGCACGUCCAAUUACAUCUAAAUUAGAUGAUUUGGAAAAAUUUGUAAAAGUUGGAGAUAAAAUAUUCAAAUUAAGAGGAGUAGUAAGUUUUUAUGGUGGAGACAGGAGAGGAUUGCGAAAUGCCAUGGGACACUAUACAGCAUCUGCUUUCAGAGAAAACUGUAAAUGGGAAACAUAUGAUGACACAAAAAUCAAAGUCCAAAACACACGCUUAUCGAGUGAAAAUGAUGUAGAAUUAUUGUUUUUUACGGUUUAAUUAUCAUUACUUUUACAGUUGUAUUUAAUUUACAGAUUGGUUUUUUUUUGAUUUAUUAGUUUAUUUAAAAGGUUUUUAAAAGCAGAGAAGCAUAUGUAAAAUUUAAUUCAAGUUUAUAA
Rhopalosiphum padi (bird cherry-oat aphid) is the source of this 689-nucleotide messenger RNA. RefSeq lists its product as uncharacterized. The transcript is spliced from 2 exons. Gene Ontology annotation, molecular function: cysteine-type deubiquitinase activity. The coding region runs from base 1 to 570 and encodes 189 amino acids. NCBI's taxonomy places the organism in Eukaryota, Metazoa, Arthropoda, Insecta, Hemiptera, Aphididae. Gene Ontology annotation, biological process: protein deubiquitination. The record is from RefSeq and is a predicted model, not a curated record.